CAUAAACAAGAUGACUGCCAGACUUUGCCGCCAGUCCUGUGUGUCUAUGGGCUGAGUUUUCCUCACAGAGCGACAGACACACUCAGAGAAAGUUAGCAGAGGGGCAGAGGGAAAGUAGACGAACAGGAAAGAGACUAAGCAGAAAGACAGGAAAACCCAUCAGGAGAAAGGAAAGACAGGCAAGAACUGACAGAGGAGGAGAGGAAAGUUAAAGUCAGACUGAACAAAGGAUCAGUCUUCUUUUGUCAUGGCUGAGAACAACACAAAUGUCUUUUUGGAAAUUCUGCAGUCCUUCGAUGCUGUCCCUCUGAUCAUAGCUUUCUGUGUGUCCGUGGCUGUGGGUCUGCUCUUGGGUGCCCUGGUUUACGUCAUCCUGACAUGGAUGUCCCGGCGCAAAGCAGGCUCUGCCAGCAUCACCCGCCGCCCACCCCGUCAGUCUCACACCGCCUCCCGCACCCGGCCUGGCUUCAACCGCAACAGCAGCUACGAUCGCCGGAGCAACAACAGUUUAAUAAGUGCUGCUUUCAGCUUUCACCGCCAAACUUCAACCCCAGAUCAAUUUGACCCCCUGGGGCAUAAAUCCAGCUUCAGAGCCUCCACCUUCCACCCUCUCAUCCAGUGCAGCCAGAUUGCGAGGGAGGCAGAGGAGGGCAGUCAGACUACACUGCCUCGAACACCAACUCUGACCAUGUCCGCUGGAUCAGCUCAUACCACGGCCCAAGCAGGCGCCACCCCAACAAGACCUGACUCACUUUGGGGAAACAAUGGUUUGAGGGGUUUUAAUGCUACACAAACUCCACCUCCUGCCUAUGAGAGCAUCAUUAGGGCUUAUCAGGAAACAUGCACCUGAAAGGAAAGAGGACACCAAAAAAGAAAGAACACUGCAUCUUAAAUAGAUAUGGAGAGGAUAAUGAAUCUAUUCUGGCCAAGAAGCCCUGAUCAAGACAAUAAAACACAGAAACGACUUAUUUUUUUAAUGUCUUUUUCUCUUUUAGCCUUUUAAUAAUCAAAAUGGAAUAUUACGUGACAGUUGAAACUGGCUGGUAGCUAUAUGAUCAGAGAUGUUUCAUCGAAAAUGUUUAUUCAUGUUGACUGACUAUGGUAUACAGUUACACAGGUUAGGAUAAAACAUUUACAAAUGCUGCAAUCUGGGCAUUUAAAAUGGCAGGAAAGAUGUUUGCUUCAUCUGUAGAAGUCAUAUAAUAAGUAAGCAAAAAUAAAAGAAAAUGACUUUAUAAAAUGAGGAAGUGUGUCAACUUGGUGUUUAAAAAUGUAUGCAAAAUUAUAUUGAGAUGUGGUUAAAAUUACCUAAUAUUUUUUCAAUUGUCUGUUACUGCCUCUUAUAUUUUUACAAUGCUGCAUAGAGUGAAAGUGUGUGCAUGAAUAGUAUGCAUGAAUAUGGAAGAAGAUGCCAUAGGUGGGCUCUGUGGUCUGAUGUCUUUGAGUUGUAUAAAUGUUUGUUAAGUUAAUGUAAUAAAAGCACGAAUGAAAAGUUUCCCAUACAGAGUUCAUCAUUUUCAACAUGUUUGUAAAGUAUUUAAAAUUUGUACUUUUCUUGCGCAAUAAGACACAAUUUUUAGUCACAUGCAAAGCUUCAUUUCAGAUUCAACAAGAGAUGGAAGAACACGAGAGUUCAAAUAAAUCUGUUUUGG
Molecule: messenger RNA, 1652 nt
Organism: Menidia menidia (Atlantic silverside)
Lineage: Eukaryota; Metazoa; Chordata; Actinopteri; Atheriniformes; Atherinopsidae
Source: the annotation of a GenBank genome assembly